Molecule: messenger RNA, 450 nt
Organism: Racocetra fulgida
Lineage: Eukaryota; Fungi; Glomeromycota; Glomeromycetes; Diversisporales; Gigasporaceae
Source: the annotation of a GenBank genome assembly
AUCUUGAGCAAGCAGAAAUCUGGUAUAAAAAAGCACAUAUGAGAGAAAACCAGCUUAAAAAUUUUAUGCAUAUAAUUGCACAAGAAACUGGUAUUGAGUUGUCAAACAGGAAAAUUACAAACCAAUCAGGUCGAAAAACUUUGAUUCAAAGUUUAAAAGAUAUGGGUAAAUUUGAUUACGAAGUAAUGACAAAUUCAAAACAUAAAACAAUUCGUGGAAUGAUAUCAUAUGAGCGACCAAAAGAUAACUUACAAAUGAAAAACAUUUCAGAUCUAUAUAGUGCAAUUGCAUCAAAUAAUCAACUUGCUCAAAGUAAUCAAGUUAUCCAAAAUAGUCAAUUUACUCAAAUUAAUCAAAUCACCCAAAACGAUCAAACUACUCAAAACAAUCAAAUCACCCAAAAUGAUCAAACAAUGCAAGGAUUUAAAAAUGCAUCUGAUUUAUUAAAAG